Molecule: messenger RNA, 261 nt
Organism: Colletotrichum orchidophilum
Lineage: Eukaryota; Fungi; Ascomycota; Sordariomycetes; Glomerellales; Glomerellaceae
Exons: 1
Coding region: 1-261 (86 amino acids)
Source: RefSeq, a predicted model, not a curated record
AUGGACCCGGAAAUCGCUGCGACAACCCCCACAUGGAUAAGGUCUUCAAAGUCUUCGCCUCCAUCUUCCCAUCCCGCCGGCGCUGGGCAAGGAGAGGCGACGGUUGGGGAAAGGAUGCGGCCGGGGAGAGACAUUGAACCCAAGAACGCAGACAAGACACGCUACGAACCGCUUUCAGACAAUGGUGCUGCCGGUCUCGCCGUGAUUGCAGCAAAUCGAACGGCUCUCAACUCGACAACGACGUCAAAUCUGAUCGAGUAA